This is a messenger RNA of Penicillium vulpinum, 1587 nucleotides long. RefSeq lists its product as uncharacterized. The coding region runs from base 1 to 1587 and encodes 528 amino acids. NCBI's taxonomy places the organism in Eukaryota, Fungi, Ascomycota, Eurotiomycetes, Eurotiales, Aspergillaceae. The record is from RefSeq and is a predicted model, not a curated record. The transcript has 3 exons.
AUGUUUCCGCAGCUCGACAUGUCUGAGAACGAACGACGGUUAGUAUCGACACUAACCAGGCCAAGCGCUAUCCCGCCGUCGGGCCCGCCUGACACGGAUGCAUCGGUACCAUCUGCCUCGGGCCAUGGGCCUCAAACCACCAAACCCGGAAGGCGACGACGCGCCGCCGAAUCAAAGAACAAAUCUCCCAAGAAUCAACACUUCUACUUUGUUGAUCAGAAUUCGUCAUCCAAAGAAAAACGUGCUCAUGUUAUGCGCCACCAUGUACAAGAAAAAAAGAAACAGCGCAAAAUGUCGGGCACACUCUCGACAGAGCAAAUACCAGACCACACCUCAUAUCCGGCAAAGAAAGAGACAGGAACUGUCGAAGAGACUCGACUGGGGUCACCCUCGACAGCUGCGCAAAACUUCCCCAGCGGAGAAACUUCGCUUCAAAUUAGAUUCUCAAAUAUGAGAUCACAACCUUAUACUUCUACACUACCAUACAUUGGCUCGCCAAUCACGAUACUCGAUGCUUCGCGAAGGGAUCCGUUUGCGAGUCUGCCAAUGCAAUAUGACAACAGCGAUAUUCAAUUGGCUGACUAUUGGAGGGAUAAGUUGAUGUACUGGUCUGGACAGAACCUUCAUGUGAAGAACCAGAUUUUCCGCACGGCUAUGGGAAACCCUCUUUCAUUCAAAGCAGUAGUCCUGUCAUACUGUGCGCGGUGGAAAGCGCAGCUGUACAACAUGCCCGAUAGCAGCGACAUUCAGCGUCAUGUUGGUCAAGCCGUGAAACUCAUCGAUGAUGUUAGCUCAGGAUCGGCAUUGAUCAGAGCGGAUGAUCUGACAAUGGCCUUGAGUGGAAUGGCCUUGCACGAAGGGCGCUUUGGGAACAAGCAACUGGCCCAGGUAUAUGUUGACCGCGCGGUCCAGGUCAUGCGACCGCGAACAGGAACCAACAGACCGGUGGAAGUGUUCCUUCACUACGUCCGAUAUCUUAUGACCCCAGAAGGCUCCUGGAUCGGUUUGGUCGAGCAGCAAUGGCUGGUCAGUUUUCUCCGCGGAGCUGAAGAUCUCAUGCGGCAACACAGCUCCCCCGACUACCUCCUCCAAGCACCCCAUAGGCUCAAGGCUUUCCAGAUGGAAAGUCCUCUAUUUUCCUUACUGUCUAGUGGACCCCGGCCCUCCCAAGUGCCGCAUGCGUCACGUGUAUAUGUGGUUCGCGAUGCGCAUACCCAAGAGGUCAGCCAAACGGCUUCACUCAUUUAUAUUACGGCUGCACUGUGGACUUUCAAUGAGUCCCCAGAUAAAACCGACCGGUUCCUUCAGUUUUUGUGUACCACGGUAAAACAGCACCAUCUCGAUCGGGAUCCAGCUUGUGAAACCCUUUUGUGGUUACUGUUGGAGGAAGGAUAUGAUUCCGAUUUACAAGACCCUGAACGUGCAUGGUCCACUGGUGAGCUACUCAAGGCGCACAAACAGCUACGGCCGGAUCUCCAGUUCCAGUUCAAUGAGAUUCUCAUGAGUUUCUUAUCUUUUCAGACACCUAUCCGUGGAGUCACCGCAUUUGAAGAAGAUCUUCGACAAAGUCCACAUAGUUCUCAAUGA